CCCUGCGGGGCCCCCGCCUUGGGGCGGCUGUGGCCGCGGCCGCGGCGGCGAUGUUCUCGGUCCUGUCGUACGGCCGCCUGGUGGCCCGGGCCGUGCUGGGCGGCCUCUCGCAGACCGACCCCCGGGCGGGCGGCGGCGGGGGAGCCGGCGGCGGCGGUGGCGACUACGGGCUGGUGACGGCCGGCUGCGGCUUCGGCAAGGACUUCCGCAAGGGCCUGCUCAAGAAGGGCGUCUGCUACGGGGACGACGCCUGCUUCGUGGCCCGCCACCGCUCCGCGGAUGUGCUGGGGGUAGCAGAUGGUGUAGGAGGCUGGAGGGACUAUGGAGUCGAUCCAUCUCAGUUCUCAGGGACUUUAAUGCGAACGUGUGAACGCUUAGUAAAAGAAGGACGGUUCAUCCCAAGUAAUCCUGUUGGAAUUCUCACCACAAGUUACUGUGAGCUACUGCAAAAUAAAAUACCUUUGCUCGGAAGCAGCACUGCCUGCAUUGUGGUUUUGGAUAGGACAAGCCACCGGCUGCACACAGCCAACCUGGGGGAUUCGGGCUUUCUGGUAGUGAGAGGAGGGGAGGUGGUCCACCGAUCGGACGAGCAGCAGCACUACUUCAACACUCCAUUUCAGCUUUCCAUAGCACCUCCUGAAGCAGAGGGAGUCGUCCUAAGUGACAGCCCGGAUGCUGCUGACAGCACUUCUUUUGACGUCCAGUUAGGUGACAUCAUCUUGACAGCAACAGACGGGCUUUUUGACAACAUGCCCGAUUACAUGAUCCUCCAGGAGCUGAAAAAGUUGAAGAAUUCAAAUUAUGAGAGUAUACAACAGACCGCAAGAAGCAUCGCUGAGCAAGCUCAUGAGCUGGCAUAUGACCCAAAUUACAUGUCACCUUUUGCCCAGUUUGCAUGUGACAACGGAUUGAAUGUGAGAGGAGGAAAACCAGAUGACAUCACCGUCCUCCUUUCCAUCGUAGCUGAGUAUACAGACUAACUCACCUCAAUGUCAACCUCUGACUUUCCUCUUCCUGUGUAUGGACUGUUCCUGCUGGCAGGACCGCGUUUUCCUUUGCCGCUGAUCUCAAUGGCCAGUGAUUUACGCCUGUCGCCUGUCUUUUUACAACCCAGUUGAGAUCCUUGUUACGAACCACUACUGUCAUACUACUAGCUCAUGUCUGCCAGCAACAACUGAAGAAAACGCAAGACUUGAAGCUUGUCCUUCAUCGCUAUUUAUCCUUUGCAGGGAGAGGUGGAAGGAAGACCUUCAGAGCCAAAUAAAUGGCUGCUACUUUCAGAAUUCAGUCGGUGAAGUAUUGAAAAUGAGUAAUGUUGGUAGAUUGUAAUUCAAAACUAGAAUGUGUAAAAUUUAUUUUUUAAAAAAACCACCACAAAUCAUAUACUACUACAUCUACUAGAAAAAUGCAUUACUCAUUGAAGGAAAUGUUACACAUGAACCUUCACAUGCAUAGUCUGUUGUUGUAAGAUGAUAGAGUAUGUCUGUGUGUUUCUGGUAUAACCCCCUAUUUUUCAGGGGCUUAUAAUUCUGCUGUAAAACAUUGCUCUGAAUUCAUUUUAAGCUCUGGAUUCAUCUUAAAGUCUUGAGCCCAAGAGCCCUUUUAUUACAAAAUUGAGAGAAAAAUCAGUUUAAAUUCUUUGGAUGCAAAUGUUUGUGCUUUUUAAAAUGAUGCUUAAUUGUGCUCCAGUGACUAAAAUUUUAGUAGCUCAUUAGUCCAGAUAAAUGGGCUUUUGGGACAGUUUUGAAAAGCUGAGAGGGUUAGGAGUAGGAGAGGGGAGCCACUCCUUGCCAAGUUUCAUUGGAGGUCAGGGGAGAGGAAAGAUUACUCUUAAGGUUGUGAAACUCUUCAAAGCCCGGAGAUUUAAAAUUAUGGCUGAAACCCUGUUUAUCUGUCUGAAUGUGUUAUAGGGAAGUAUGCCAAUGUCUCUGUGCAGGAACGGGAGACUGGAGGGAGGGCCAAAGACUUGCAAAUGCUGGCUGUGCCCUUGAAUUGUGCUGGCUUCUGGUUACCUAGACCUUGUUAAGACCCACUUUGUGUAGCACACACUGCAUCAAAUUUAACUUGAUCCGUGUCAGCAAACACUUUUUGUAAUGGCAAGAGCACUUAAAGGCCCCAGAAACAAUUCUUUGUGAAAAUCUGACAUUUGCAGUUUCCGUAAAAGAAAUUUAGGGAUGUCAGAUUCAAACUUAAUGUUUACAGUUUCUUAAUAGCCAUUUUACAGCAUACUGUUUCCAUUUAAAUUACCUAGCAUCCAAAUUCUCCAUUAUCCGUAAGCUCACAUUUACUUUUGAGGCUCAUUUAAAAGUUGACUGCUGUAAAGCUAUAUUUUUGGGUCAGUUUUCCUUUUUCCAUUAACUUGGUGGUAGAAAGAUAUAUACUUAGAAAUCCUUAAAUUAAAGCCAUGUUUUAUAUAUACAUAUACAUAUAUAUAUAUAUAUAUAUAUAUAUAUAUAUAUAUAUAUAUAUAUAAAAAGUCAGGUAACAUUGGUGUUUAGAUGAGAAUGCAAUUAAACCAGGCAAGUAUCUACUUGAGGAGAAUGUAGAAAGUCUGUUUUCCUCUAAAGAAGAUCUUACUCUGCCUGGUUUAUUGCAUUAAAACUGUUAUGUUUGAGGUUACCUCAACUGGUUUUAAAAGAUUUUUUUUUUGUGAAGUUGUACUGUAUAUUUGCAAAACUGUAUGUCAGGCUUUGGUUUUAUUUAAAAAUUGUUUAACAUGUACCAUGUACAUGUCAUUACUAUAUUUCAAAGCAUCAUGCUUGUAACAGGCAUUUCAUUUAUAAUGAGAAUGAGUUAUUCAUUUGUAAGCCAUUCAGUAAUUUAUCUACUAUUCCUAAAUUGGCAUAAUGUUAGAUAUAUAUAUAUAUAUAUAUUUUGAAUCACCUUUAAUUACAUGUCAGAAUGCCUUAACUACCCUAACUUGAUAAAAAUAGCAUUCUUUGGUAGAGGGGAUGGGGGGGAGGGGAGGGAGUGUUAGAAUAAUGAGAAAUUGUAGUGCUGUGAUAAAACAUGGAAGAGUGAGUGUGGCACGUGGCGGGUAUUUAUUUUGCACAAACUAUUUGCAGUCUAUAUGUUUUUAAGAAACAGAAGGUUGCAUCCAGAUGGAUUUUUUUUGAAAGGAAUAUAUUCAUACUUAGGCUGAUGGCUUAAUUUCUUUUGUUUGGGGUUUUCAAUUUCUUCUGGUCUGAGGCAUUUGGCCUUAUGAUCUGGAUGUUUUUGCAUUAAUUUUCCAAUGCCUACAAUUUUGGUUCCUGGGAAGAGGGGAGCUGGCAAAUUACUGGCUACUCUCUGCUCAGAUUUAACCCCAAACAGUCUUUAUAGAGCUAGAGAGGCGGUAUUUUAUACAGUUUACUUAAUCAGUUUAAAGUCUUGCUUGACAAAUGGUUGUUAGAGAAUACAAUUGACAAUUUGUUCCCGUAAUGUUGAGAGGAGUUCUACAGUAGAAAUGCCCGAGUACUUGACCUAUAGAUUAAUGACCCAAAGUCUUUUCUCACUCUUUAUCCCUCCCUUCCCCCAGUCUUCCCUGUGCUAUUAUGUUAUAUCCACUCUUUUGUAACUAUUAGGGGGUUAUCAAUCAGCUCCUGCUUUCCCCCUUUCCCUCAGUGGUUCGAGAUUGUUUGGCCUUUGGGGGAUCCUAGAUCUUGGGGAAUGAGUGUCUGAGCUGUGCCACUUCAUGUGACUCUAAACCUGAGGUUUGUGCUAAUGAUAGCUUAAAUCAAGCAGUAUAAGUGAAGCCAUUUGCCUCAUGUAAUGGACUUUUAUAGCAAAAGAGAAAAUUUGGAUUUUUAAUUUACAAAUUAAAGAUUAUUUAUCCCUCACUGGAUGCACCAAAGACCAGUAAAGUUUAUAGCUUUUCCAUCUAUAUUUAUAAAGCAAUACUGUAUUAUAAAGAAUUAAUAUUUUUAUCACAUGCUUGAAAAUUUUAUUUUGUUCUGUUUGAAAAUGUGCACUCUAAACAUAUCAAAACCUUAUUUCUUCCUAUGAACUUAAGCUGCCUGCGCACAAAAAAAAUCUACUGAAUGGAGAUACAGUGGGGUCCAUGUGCUUUUUUUUCCUUUUUUUUAAAAAAAGCCCAGGGUAGAGAGGUGAAGAAAAAUAAGGGGAAAAACAGUAAUUUUUUUUUUGUCCCGUAAUAGGAUAAUGUAGUGGCUUGACAUGAUUGAUGGGUACUAAACCACAAAGAGAAUCCAUUCCAGGUAUGUUUGUUGGAGGGUUGUUCUUGUAUAAAAUAUUAGGUUCAGUGCUUUGCUUGAUGGAGAAAGUUUUCUCAGUUGAGGGAAUUGUUCUGAAGUAAACAUCCCACACCAAGUAACCAGACAGGAAGUGUGGGAUUUCUUUGGGAAAAGUGUUAAGGAUGUGUAGAGAAGAUGGGCUUGGACUAUGAAAUGUCUUUGCUUUCAGAUGUUAAUGAUUCCUGGUCAUCUUACUUGCUGUCUUUUGUUCAAACUAUCGCAUCCAAUUUCCCUGGGAAAAAGAAGUAAUACAUGUUUUGUACUUAAAGAAAAAUUUAAAACAUAAAUCAGAAUCUGAUUCCAUUUAUAGAACUGAACAUGUGAAGAGAGAACUAACAUGAGAUUUGGAUUCAAGUUAUAGGACAUUUGGAAAAAAAGUUCUGAACUGAAAAUCAGCUAUUUCUGUUCAGAGAUUACAACUAUAUCAAACGGCUUAUGGCAAAGUUGGCUAAAAUAACAAAGCAAAAUUGAAUCUGUACCUGUACUAAUGAGAAUUUUUUUUUCUUUUGAGACUAUCAUUACCUGUCUUACAAGAGGCAAGUACGUGAAUUGGAUGUCUGAAGUAUAACUUAUGCAGGAAUAGUUCUGUACAUACAUUUAAAUAAACUGUAAAGAUAUUUAAUAAAUAUAGUAUUUAUACUAAAA
Messenger RNA from Trichosurus vulpecula (common brushtail), 4877 nucleotides. RefSeq names its product protein phosphatase targeting COQ7 (gene PPTC7). The record is from RefSeq and is a predicted model, not a curated record. The coding region runs from base 51 to 980 and encodes 309 amino acids. NCBI's taxonomy places the organism in Eukaryota, Metazoa, Chordata, Mammalia, Diprotodontia, Phalangeridae. The transcript is spliced from 6 exons.